AUGGAUUUAGUAAAUAGGAUUAAUAUUGUAUUGAUUUUAUUAGUUAUUAAAGAAAUUAUUGGUUCUAAUGAAGCGCAAGAUCUAUCGGAUACCAUUAUUAACGACUUAUAUAAAAAAUACAUGGAAGCCUUAAAUCGAGAUGGAGAUUUGGUCAUACUACGACGUCAAUUCGAUCAGAAUCAACUAUUUGAGAUACACGUUAAAAAGUUAAAAGAAGUGAAUGGAUACAAACUGCAUAAUCUAAUGAUCAAAGGGAAAGUACGGUCUGGGAGUCCCUUUAUUUACAUAAACAAUCCAGUUGAAUCAAAAAUGCCUAACGCCUAUUUGACUUUAGAAGAAUUUAAGGAGGCAUUAACUAAGAGGGUUCAGAAGCAUAAAAAAACAACAUUGAAUUUUGUUGACGUAUUUUUCACAACUAAAAAACCUAAUACACGCCUUCACGUGAACUCCUCAACUAUAUUAAAGAAUGCCACGAAUGUUUUGAAUAUCACAACGAAUCUAAUAAGGUCAUCCUUUACAUCAUCAUUGAAAGAGGAAAAUGCUAGCAAUCCAAUUGCUUCAACUAAAGCCGCAACGCCUGAGAAGUUGUUGGAAACUACAAAUAUUUUGAACACUUCUACGACUCCAAUUAAACCAGAUUCGCCUACCGAAGAAACGAGUCUUACUACAGUUAGAAUAGAAGAUUUAAUGUUUUUGCGAACAUUACCAAUGAACUACACCUAUACUGAAAUAGAAAAUUAUAGUAAUAUGUCUGGAACUUCAAAGACAUACAAAAACAACACUGUAAACCCUAUUAAUAUGACUUCAAUCAUAGACCCACAAAUAAAUGAUACAAAACAUCAAAAUGCUUCACACCUACUCAAGGAACAGCAGAAACUAAACAAAGAUGUUGUAACAUCUGUUGGUUCUAUACCGAUUACAAUAACAAAACUUCAAGACAAGGGAGAUAUGAGUAAUCCUAAUAAGACAAAUGAAAAUCAAAUUAAAGAUGGAGUAAAUAUGAUAACAGAUUAUCCCAGUACGAAAAUUGAAAGAAAUGAAACUUAUAACCUUAAUGUCACUAUUUUAACAAGUCCAGAGAUUGAUACAACAUCAUUACCGAGUGUAAGUUCCAUCAUAAAUUCAACGAGUGCUAGUAAAAUUCAUAACGUCACUGAUACACAUAUGUCAUUAUUUAAUAAUACAUAUAAAACGAACAAUAUAACUAUAGAAGUUCUUAGUACAAUUUACACUCAAGUAUAUCAAAACCAUAGUGACGUGACUACCACCGAUUUGUCAGAGAAAACUACAGAAUCAGUAAUAACAAAACUAUUGAAACCAGAGAUAAAUAACGAAAAUAACACAGAAAAUACAAAACUAGAUACAUACAUCACAGUUGCAACUAAAGCAAUUACAAAAGUAAUAAAUGAAAGUAUUACUUUUAUUACCAAUACUACAUUAUUGACUAAUAGCAGUAAUUUAAUUACGUCCACAAACACGAGUACUACGCAGACCUCAAAAAGGGUCCCGAAACGAAAAGUAACCUCGGAAAUUUCUACUAUAAGAACGCCGUGGCGUAGAAGAACGUUAAAGAGGUCUACCACAAAAAGUACGACCAAAACCAGAAGGUCAACGUUGGGAAGACCACUUGUAUUUAUGGGAGGGCCCUGA
Messenger RNA from Pieris macdunnoughi, 1650 nucleotides. The record is from the annotation of a GenBank genome assembly. Lineage: Eukaryota; Metazoa; Arthropoda; Insecta; Lepidoptera; Pieridae.